GGAAUGGCGCCCCGGUGCCAGGCUUUCGCGGCCUGGUCGCACCUCGCACGCAACGCUCCAUGAUGCCGCUACCAUUUCCAGGUUGGGUACAAUGCCGUCCGCCGAUGGCUUCACCUGCGUCGCAGUGCCAGGCGGCCCCAUCGGCGCGUUCAAACUCACCGCCGAAAGCCGAAUGCUGGACUGUCUGUCCACGAUAAAGGACCAGACCAUGGAUAGGCACUGCCACUUCUUUGCUAGCAUCGGCGAGUGCCAACGCGCGUCCGCGUCGUCGUUCAAGGUCAACGACGUCGACGACGAUUACUCCAACCCCAACAAGUACUGGACCAAAGCGCGGGCGAUGUUGAUGAACCAGCCUCCUGCGACAUCGGCGCCAACGACAUCAUCACCACCACCACCAGUGACGACCGCGCCUUCCACCACGCAGCACCCGCCGCCGCCGUCGCCGCCGCCACCACCCUCGACGACACCGCCCCCACCAGACACGACCACCCCGACAACGUCACCACCACCACCACUUCCACCCCCCAUCUCGACUAGCUCCCCUCCAACCACAAGUGCAACAUCAUUACCAUCAACACCGCCGCCACCGCUGCCACCACCACCUCCCGCCAUUCGCUUUGAAACCAUCACCCCCGACUGGUCGUGCCAGCUCCACCAAGACAAGAACCUGUACGCCGCCGCGCAUGUCGUCAACAACACGUACGAGUGCUUGAGCGUGGGCGAAGGCGGGUGCCACUACUCCCAGACCAAUGCCGAAUGUGCGCUGUGGCUGCAAAGCGAAAACAAGUGCUGGGUCACGGGCAACUGCACGUCCACAAUUCGCAUCAAAAUCCUCGGCCCAGUUCACCUUCCUUCGACCGAGCGCCACCCCCACCCCCCCCCAACCUCGUCCCCCCCGGACCCUUCGUCCAACGACGUGACCGUGGUCCUCCUUGCAGCUAUCGGACUUGGGCUUAUGCUGGUCGUGUUUUUAUUCUGGCGCCGCCGCCAGCACCUGCUCCACCACGCCACCGCAGCGUCGUCUUCCCACUUUGACUGGACCGGUACGACCAAGGCCAAACAUACGAACAAGCAGCAACUGGUGCCAUAUCAGCCGGAAGCGGGGCUUCUGCUGCUGCCGACCCGCGCCCGGACCGCCACCACGUUUAUCCAAAGCGACAACGACGACGGGCUAGCCAAUCAUAACCUCCAAGAAGAUGAAGUAGCGCUGGCGCCGCUGGACAUGGGCAACCUCGCGCUGUGGCAACUGGAUGAGGCGGACUUGGUCAUAAAUAAAGCGCUCCACGUUGGUACCCGCGCCGUUGUGAGCCUCGCUACCCUCAAGCACCAGACUGUCGUCGUCAAGAGUUUGAACGCGGCCAACGCCACUGACCGCCGCGCCAUGCAAGUGUUUGUCAAUGGCAUGCAAUGCCUCAGCACACUCGAAUCUCCGUACAUUGUGACCAUGAUCGGAUGCUGCUGGAGCGGCGGUGGCGGGCCGCUCAACGUGAUGCUUGUGCUCGAGUACAUGGCGUGGGGGGACCUCCGGUCGUACUUAGGCUCAGUGGGCGCCAUCUCGUGGCAAAUUAAACGCAACUGGGCGCAUGCGAUAUCCCAGGGACUGGUCUACUUGCACUCGAUGGACGUGGUGCAUCGAGCGAUCGACGCGGCCAACGUCCUCCUUGACUCGCACUUGCACCCCAAACUCACCAACGUGACUGCCACGUCAUCGUCAUCGACGUAUACGGACAUGGCGACACUGGCCCCAGAGGUGCUCGAAGAUGCCGCGGCCGUGUCCGAGGCGUCCGACGUGUAUGCAAUCGGGAUGCUGCUUGUAGAACUGGACGCCCAACAGCCCUUUGACAUGACGGGCAUCAACAUGGACGAUAUCGACGGCACGUGGCACGACCGGAAGGUCGCCGCGGUGGCUCAGUCGUUUUCCGCCAAGUGUCCUCCCGACGUCCAGCAGCUGGCACUCCGGUGUGUGGCGGCAGAGCCACAGGACAGACCCAAUGUGUUGGAGGUCGCUUCGGCACUGGACCCGUACGACCUUGCCAGCGGCAGUCGUCGGUCGUAGACGACAUAUAGCCAGGAGGAUGUGGGGAUUGAUGUGACGUGCGUUGAGGAUAAUUUUGGACAAAUAUGUGAUUUACAAC
Aphanomyces astaci is the source of this 2135-nucleotide messenger RNA. RefSeq names its product TKL protein kinase. The coding region runs from base 92 to 2056 and encodes 654 amino acids. The record is from RefSeq and is a predicted model, not a curated record. Gene Ontology annotation, molecular function: ATP binding; protein kinase activity. Gene Ontology annotation, biological process: protein phosphorylation. Lineage: Eukaryota; Oomycota; Saprolegniomycetes; Saprolegniales; Verrucalvaceae. The transcript is spliced from 5 exons.